Kickxella alabastrina is the source of this 2757-nucleotide messenger RNA. Its product is annotated as armadillo-type protein. The transcript has 4 exons. Gene Ontology annotation, molecular function: protein phosphatase regulator activity. Bases 289 to 2757 code for a protein of 822 amino acids. Gene Ontology annotation, biological process: protein dephosphorylation. The record is from RefSeq and is a predicted model, not a curated record. Lineage: Eukaryota; Fungi; Kickxellomycota; Kickxellomycetes; Kickxellales; Kickxellaceae.
AAUUUUCGAGCCAGUCCGAAAAGAGGGUCCCAAAAAAGCGUAACGGUUUGCCUUGAAUUGGACUUCAAUUUACAAUUCAACUUUGUCUUUUGUUUCCUUACAUUUCAUUUCAUUUCAUUUUCGUUCUAUUUGUACUUGUUCUUCUCUCUUUAAUUUCACUUUUGCUACGUUCUCGUCUUACAGAGAACACACAGGUCACAUUUGACUUAAUAUUUUCCCAAACUCCUGCUAAAACAAACCCGCUUCGCAUUCGCUUUCACGUCUUCGUCGACGCGCAUAGAACUCGACAUGGCAGAUGUAGACUUUGGCUUUGACUGGGGCGCUGAGGAGGAGGAAGAAGAAGAGGAGGAGCGAGCAAUCGAGGGAGUUGAGCAGACAGGCGGCAAUUCACAGGCCUCAGAAGAACAAAGUGGCGCUGAGGAUACACCGGCCAAUGGCAGACUGCCACCAGGGGUUGUGGUCCACCGCGUAGCCGCGUCGGACAAGCAGGCCAACCCGCACGGCACAACAGAGAGCUCGCUCAACCCGGUGCACCAGCACCUGGCGCGCCAGCACGAGCGCUCCAAGGACAUGGUCAUCAAGACGCGUGCGUCGUCGCCGCCAGCGCCAGUGUCGACGUCCAGCGCCAGCGGUGGCGUGCUGGCGACGCUGUUUGGGCGUCGCAGCUGGCAGGGUGACAAGGCAUCAGUGCAGACCGACAAGGAGCUGGCGCAGCCAGACAUCGCUGAUGACGGCGCGGCCGGGCUCGACGCCCUUAUGGGGACGUUCUUCGUGUCGCCGGCGGAUGAGGAAGCGCGGCUCGAGCUGACGCGGCACAAGCUGCUGAUGCUGCACAUGAUCCACCUGGUCUCGGUCGAAUUUGGUGCGGCGAUGCGGCCGGCGGUCUUCGUACCAGUGGUCGAGCGCGCCGCCAAGGACCGCGCGUUUGAGGUGCGGCGCGACGCGGCGGCGGUACUCGGCUCGCUGGCGCGCGCCGUGUCGGCCGACCUGGCUGUCGAUGUGCUCUUCCAGUGCUUCCUACAGCUGGCGCAGGACCCCGUAUGGCAGGUGCGCCAGAGUGCUGCGCGCCACGCGCUGCCCGGCUUGGCGCUGGUGCUGGCGGCGCGCGUUGCCGAACCCAGCACCGAGCGCGGUGACCCGGCCGGCUUGCUGGCCGCGUUCAUGUACGCCAAUCAGCCGCCACGCCCCGUUGCUGACCGCCAGUGGUUGCAGCUGAUCGAGCGGCUGGCCGGCCCGCGCGAGCCGUCGCACCAUGUGCGAGCCGCCGUCUUCGAGUCGAUCGGAAAGCUAGCGCUGGCGCUGGUCGACUGCGCGCGGUCGCGCGACGCGCUGGUGGAGCUGGUUGUCGGCGACGUGCAGCGCGCGCACAGCGAUACUGGGUCGGGACGCUUUGGGCUUUUUGGCUCAAACACCAGCCUGCAGGACCUCGAUGACGACGACGACGAAGAGGCUAACGAUGAGGCCGCCGAGGCCAGCUCAGUGAUGGCGCGCGCGCUAGGCACGAUCCAGGGCGUCGCUGCCGCAGCGUCGGCGCCCAAGCCAGCGGCAUCGGGAUCGGGGUUGGCAUUGGCGCUGGCAGCCUCAUCGUCGGCUGCAGCCUCGGCCGGACGCGGCAAGGACGCUGGCCGCCGCCAACACGGCCGGGCCGUCGGGCGCGAUGUCCUAUACCAGUGUGCGUUCAACUUUCCAGCCGUACUGGCGUCGGUCGGUGUGGCCGGCUGGGAACGGCUUCGUGACGUCUUCAUGCAGCUGAGCAAGACGGAGCACUUUGAGGCGCGCCAGACGCUGGCGUGCUCGCUGCACGAGGUUGCACGCAUUUUGGCAGCGUCUGAGAGCGAGAAUGCCGGCCACAGCAGUGAUUUGGAGAGCAUACUAUGCCUGUUCCUGAUUGACGGCGCUGAGAUCAAAAUGGGCGCGCUGCGGCAUCUGGCGACACGCUCGCGUGGCUGUCGCGUGUUCAAGCAUGAUGGCAAGCAGUGGCGCACGCGCGAGCUGAUGGCUUCGCAGCUGGUCAAGCUGUGCCAUUUGUUUCCGGCCGCCAUCGUCGUCAGCAGCCUGUUGCCGCAGGCUGUCGAGUGGGCCCACGAUCCGGUGGCCGGCGUGCGCGCGGCUGUGGCGCCGGCCUUUCCGAUUGUCUUUGAGCUGACCAAGCUGGAUCCAUCCACGCAGGUCAAGUUUUUUGAGACCGUAAUUUCGUUCUCGCACGCUGCAACCUUCCGCGGCCGCCUGUUUUUUGUCGAGAUCUGCUCGGCGCUGCUGGCCCACGACCAGGACCCGGACGCCGACCCCGUUGAUUUCGACCAGUUUUUCUUGCCGUCGCUGGCCGCGCUCGCAUCGGACCGCGUCGCCAAUGUGCGUAUUGCCCUGGCGCGCUUGGUCCGCCGCAUGCUAGAGAACCGCAUGCGGCGCCAGAGCAUCUCGACCACGCUCGCUGACAUGUGGGUCGCUGUGUGUCCGCCCGCCGCCAAGCUGGAUGGCAAUGGCGUCGACGCAGUGGACAAGUCGCUUCGCCGGAUAACCAGCGAGGCGCUGAUCAAAUCGCCCUCGGCCGAAUCAGCACUGUCAACGGCCGAGCCCCCGCUGGCAGGAUCGAUGACGGGGCUGGCCCGGCAGAUGAGGCCAACAGCCGCUUCUACGCGCAUCGCUCGCUGGGGUCGGUUGCACGGCGCCGCGGCGAAACACCACGCCGAUGCGCGCGCACCUGUUGGCCAUGAUGGUGCAGCAGUUGGCCAAAGACACCGACCGCGACGUGCUUGA